This is a messenger RNA of Cotesia glomerata, 759 nucleotides long. RefSeq lists its product as uncharacterized. The record is from RefSeq and is a predicted model, not a curated record. Lineage: Eukaryota; Metazoa; Arthropoda; Insecta; Hymenoptera; Braconidae. The transcript is spliced from 3 exons. The coding region runs from base 239 to 694 and encodes 151 amino acids.
UCUAAAGAAUAUAUAUCUUUAUAUGAAACUAUCUAUAUUCAUGGUGAAUUUAUUACUUAAAAUAGUGAUUACAACUUCUAUCAAAUUCAAUCUGAAAUACUUAUCUGAACCAGACUGACGAAGUAUCUCUGUAAAGGAUUCUGCACUGAAGACUAUAAUUGCUUCUGCUCUGCCGUCAUUAGUCCAAAAAAAUUCUACAAAAUUGUCAACUAUAGAAGCAAUUGUGUCCGCUUCUUAUAUGGAAACUCUGGAUUUGUCAGGCGGUCGCAGAUAUUUUAUCAAGACAAUAAUUGAAGAGACUUCUGUGCAAAAUACGACGGGAUCUUCAAAACUCUGCACAAUUCAAUUUUAUUAUGUCCCAACAACUAAUCAGUUUGGAAAUAAUAUUGUUAGAUGCUGGGAACUCAAAAAUGCUAACAACGAUUCAUUGAUCGACAAAGCUAUAGAAACUGCUCUAACAAUAAUAGGACAGCAAAUCGGAAAACCUGAUUCAGUUUCUCUCAUGGAAGUUAACAGGGCUUAUUACUUCUCUUUUGAUACCUCAGAAACUUGGUUUGAUAAAAAGUACUACCUGAAACUUAAAAUAAAUUAUCCGUCUUACGAAGUUAGUGAAAUAUUAACUUGCUCUGGUGAAAUAGAUUUCGCUUCUGUUCUUCCAGAUAGCUUCAUGACUGAUGGAUUUUAUUGUCAAUAAUCCACACUGAUAGAAGGAUUUAUUUGUACCAAAAAAUAUUUUUCAAUAGUUAACAAAUCAUUUAU